AUGUCACCUCUACAACUCUUCAUCUCUAUUUUCCUACUUCUCCCACCAUCACUACCCUCCGCGGCUCUACAUGCCAAACAUGGAUGCAAGGACCGGUGCGGGGAUUUAGUGAUUCCAUAUCCAUUUGGAGUCGGCCCAAAAUGCAGCCUCAACCCACAUUUUGACAUCAACUGCGAUAAUUCAAAAGCUUACCUCUCCAUUAAUAAGAUUAAGAAACAAGUGAUUGAAUUCAAUCAAACUUACAUUCGCCUCAAAAACCCCUUCAUGAUUUCAGCUUGCUAUGAUGAGGAUCUGUCAACCCACAAUCAACAUAGUAUGACUAUGAACUUGUCUGGAACUCCCUUUGUGCUCUCGGAUAGAAACGUGCUCACUGCCAUCGGGUGUGAUGAUAUGGUGCUGCGAUCCAACAGGAGCUCCGUCCUUGGCGGCUGCUCCACGUUUUGUGCUGACAAGAAUGAUACCGGCUUCGGAGAUUGCCACUUCAAUGGUUGUUGCCAUCAAAAUCUAAUCUCCGGAAAAAGUUUCUUGGAAGCGGAACUGAUUGACUUAAGCGGAAGAUUACAGCGUAAGAAGCUUUUCCCAUGCAGCUAUGCCUUUAUCCAGGAGUAUACAGAUACGAACGAAACCGUAUUUUCAUAUCCAUUGUACUACCUGGAUAACUCAACGGCAUUGUUAAAUGAUGAUUGGGCAUCUGCAUCAAGGCCACCGGUAGUGCGCUUGGACUGGAUCGUUGGGGCUGAGAACUGCAGCCGAGCUAAGAAUUCCAACACGACUUACGCAUGUCUAGAUGAGAGGAGUGUUUGUGUUGAUUAUAGAUAUCCCUUUGAAUCUGAUUUUACAGGAUACACAUGUAGCUGCGCGCAAGGGUACGAGGGAAAUCCUUACUUACGAGGAGGAUGCCAGACAAUUUCGUCUUCAAUUGCGAAACAUGGAUGCAUAGAUCAAUGUGGGGAAGUAUCGAUUCCGUUUCCAUUUGGUGUGGGUCCGAAUUGCUACUUGGAGCCAUCUUAUGAAGUUGUUUGCAACUACAGCACCAACCCCGCAAAACCCUACCUCCGUCUUUUCAACACUCAAAUCGCGGAGCUCAACUCAUCAAAAAUUAUUGUUAACUACAGGAAUGUAUCUUCAAAUUGCUACGAUCGGUCAGAGUUAGACUAUCAAGUUGAUCGGAGCUUGAAAAUUGACUUGUUGAAAACGCCAUAUAGAUUAUCUGAUGACAACUGGAUCACCACCGUUGGCUGCAAUGUAAUGGUUGUCGGAGCUAUUGGACAAGAAAAACGAAGUUCUAUACGCAGCAGCUGCGCAGCCAUAUGCUCUGACAGAAAUAUCAAUUAUGAUGGUAGUGUUGAAGGAGGGUGCAGUUAUGGAACAUCUUAUGCAGGUGGUGGUUGUUGCAGAGUACCCAUUUCGAGAGGUACGACUUACCUUGAAUCAAAUUUGACUCAUCUUAGUGUACCACGGACAAUUAUAAAUAGUUCUUGCAGCUUCACCUUCAUUAAAUACACCGAAAGUGUAGAAGAUGGUAGUAGUUUGGAUUCAUAUACGGAUUACUUAAACCCGGUCCAACGUGAUGUUCAGCCGAGCAUGGCAUUGGAUUGGAGGAUUGGAGCGAUGAAUUGCAGAGAAGCACGACAUCUCGCUAACUUCGUAUGCCGAAACAAUAGUGAUUGUGUUGAUUUUAAUGCGACGCUUGGAGGGUACCUAUGCAACUGUUCCAAAGGAUACACAGGCAAUCCUUACCUCAAUCCAGGGUGCCUAGAUAUUGAUGAAUGCGCUGUUAAUACAACUAAUACAUGUGUCUCAAAUUCAAUUUGUGAAAAUGUUCCGGGGACGUUUCACUGCUCGUGUCUGAAAGGGUAUAUUGGUGAUGGGAAAAUAGAUGGCACAGGUUGCAUUCUGCCGCCUUCCAAAACCAAGAUGAUUAUCUUGACAGGCUCUGGAUUGGGGUUUCUGCUUCUUGUCUCUGUGUUUUUUUGGUUCUGUAAAUUUUUACGAAAGAGAAAGGAAAAAAUGGUAAGAGAUAAAUUCUUCAAACGAAAUGGUGGUCUUCUCUUACAACAACACACGAGUGAAGGUGCACUUGGAAAAACAAAAGUUUUCCCUGCAAAAGAGUUGGAGGUGGCAACAGAUAACUUUAACGAGAGCAGAAUUAUUGGACAAGGAGGGCAAGGCACUGUUUACAAAGGAAUGUUAUACGAUGGUAAGAUUGUUGCGAUAAAAAAAUCAAAGUUGGUCGAGGUGAAUCAGUUGGAACAAUUUAUAAAUGAAGUGGUGAUACUAUCGCAGAUCAAUCAUAGAAAUGUGGUCAAACUAUUGGGGUGUUGUUUGGAGACUGAGGUUCCUCUUCUUGUUUAUGAAUUCAUGCCAAACGAGACACUUUUUGAUCUAAUUCAUGAUCCAAAUUGUGAAUUUCCAUGUACAUGGAACAUGCGUUUGAAAAUCGCAACAGAUAUAGCACGGGCACUAGCGUAUUUACAUUAUGCAUCUUCCGUGCCUAUCUAUCAUAGGGAUAUCAAGUCUAGUAAUAUCCUACUAGAUGAAAAAUAUGUUGUCAAAGUAUCAGAUUUUGGAACUUCGAAAUCUGUUGCUGCAGAUCAGACUCACUUGACUACUCUAGUUAAAGGGACGUUUGGAUAUUUGGAUCCAGAGUAUUUUCAAUCUAGUCAAUUCACGGAAAAGAGUGAUGUUUAUAGCUUCGGGGUGGUUCUUGUCGAGCUUCUUACUGGGCAAAGGCCAAUAUCUCUUGAUAAAACAGAAGAGGAAAGAAGCCUAGCAAUACGGUUCCUUGUAUGCAUGGAAGGAGAAUGUAUGGACACAAUUUUAGAUCCGCAAGUUCGGGAGCAAGGAAGAAAGGAAGAGGUGACCCUAGUUGCGAAGCUUGCACAAAGAUGUUUGAACAUGAAAGGGAGAAUGAGACCAACUAUGAAAGAAGUUGCCACUGAAUUGGAAAGUUUUAGGAUGUCUGAAAUAUCAAGUGGUGUUAAUGUUGAAUCAGAAGAUGUGAUAUCUUUUGAAGACAUGCCCACUAUGAUUUCAGACAUUGAGUACACAUGGACGGACAGUUACAAAAUUGCUUCAUCAUCACCAGACACGCACCCGUUAGUGUUAUUUGAAAGUGCAUCAUAAUACAUUUAGUAGACUCAAAUGAGAUGAUCGACACUUGGUUUUAUGUUUUUUUUUAUCAUAUGUUGUAGAUUUUUAGAUUUGUGAUGUUGUUUCUUUGGUAUUUAGUUACUUCAUAACAGUGUUAUAAUUGAAGUUUACAAUAUUAAAGUAUGAAGUGAAAUUAUGAUUCUUA
Messenger RNA from Salvia hispanica, 3298 nucleotides. Lineage: Eukaryota; Viridiplantae; Streptophyta; Magnoliopsida; Lamiales; Lamiaceae. The record is from RefSeq and is a predicted model, not a curated record.